Molecule: messenger RNA, 1893 nt
Organism: Penicillium brevicompactum
Lineage: Eukaryota; Fungi; Ascomycota; Eurotiomycetes; Eurotiales; Aspergillaceae
Product: serine/threonine protein kinase CBK1
Exons: 4
Coding region: 1-1893 (630 amino acids)
Biological process (GO): peptidyl-serine phosphorylation; intracellular signal transduction
Molecular function (GO): ATP binding; protein serine/threonine kinase activity
Source: RefSeq, a predicted model, not a curated record
AUGAACUACGGUUACGGUGCUAACUACAACGCCAACAACCGCGCCUAUCCCACCACCCCCUCCGCUUUCCCCCAGCCCAUCUAUCAAUCUCAGGGGGCCCAGGAAUAUGUCGAUCCUUCCAACCCAGCGUAUGCCCCUGGGUAUUUCAUGCCCAACAAUUACCCACCUCAGAUGCAACAGCAAGCACAAUAUGCCCAGCAACAGCAGUACGCGCAACAGCAACAGCAAGGCUUGCAAUCGCCGCAGGCCGCCUACCAAGCACGCCCCGGGUACCCCGAUGGCACCAACGGCCUGAUCCAGCAAUUCUCCAACCAGGACCUCAAUGCAAACCGUGCAGGAUUUUUCAACAACAACCGUGCUGCGUCUCCCGCGCAGCGACCCCGUACCGCUGGCGGUUCUCCUGCUCAAGCCCCAGGCCAAGCAUCACACUUGAUCCCCCCAGUACCCCGAAGUCCUCGCCCGCCUUCCGAGAACGAAGAAUUGCAGCGAUUCCCUGAUCGAUACUCGGAGAAUGUGCACAAGCGGGGCAAGGCAGCGAAGGAGCUGGUGACAGUGUUCUUCCAUGAGAACAUCGAGCGCGCUCGUGACCGUAACAUGCGAUCCGCGGAGCUUGACAAGACAAUCCGUGAACCCUCAGUCCCCGUCGAAAAGAAGCGCCAGGAUGCGGAUUCUAUCUCAAAGAGAGAAUCUGACUUCCUUCGUUUCCUCCGCACCAAGGAGACGCCAGCGAACUUCCAGACUAUCAAAAUUAUUGGAAAGGGUGCUUUCGGCGAGGUCAAGCUUGUGCAGCGCAAGACAGACGGCAAGAUCUACGCUCUCAAGUCGUUGAUCAAGACGGAGAUGUUCAAGAAGGAUCAAUUGGCCCACGUUCGCGCUGAGCGUGAUAUUUUGGCGGAUUCAAAGGACAACCCUUGGCUGGUGAAGCUCCACGCAUCGUUCCAGGACACUGCUUACCUUUACCUCCUCAUGGAGUUCCUGCCCGGUGGUGAUCUCAUGACCAUGCUGAUCAAGUACGAGAUCUUCUCCGAGGACAUUACUCGAUUCUAUAUGGCCGAGGUUGUAAUGGCUAUUGAAGCCGUGCACAAACUUGGUUUCCUUCAUCGUGAUAUCAAGCCCGACAACAUUCUGCUCGACCGUGGUGGUCAUGUCAAGCUUACUGACUUCGGUCUCUCGACCGGAGGCAAGAAGACUCACGACAACGCUUAUUACCAAAAUCUUCUCAAGAACUCAACUUCUAAGGACCGGAAUCGCAACUCUGGAUACUUUAACGAUGCCAUUAACCUUACAGUGUCGAACCGUGGCCAGAUCAACACCUGGCGUAAGUCCCGUCGCGCCAUGGCCUAUUCCACGGUUGGAACUCCCGACUAUAUCGCUCCCGAAAUCUUCAACGGCCAAGGAUACACUUAUCUCUGCGAUUGGUGGUCUGUCGGUGCCAUCAUGUUUGAAUGUCUUGUCGGCUGGCCACCAUUCUGCGCCGAGGACCAGAACGACACCUACCGAAAGAUUGUCAACUGGAGAGAGUGCUUGUACUUCCCUGAUGAAUUGGUCCUAUCGCGCGACUCUGAGGGUCUGAUCCGAAAUCUCCUUUGUGAUCCGGAUCACCGUAUCGGUAGCGAAGGCGGCCAACACGGAGGCGCCCAGCAGAUCAAGAACCACCCAUUCUUCCGAGGUGUUGUUUGGGAUCAGCUACGGGGCAUUCGCGCGCCCUUCGAGCCCCGCCUUAGCUCGAACAUCGAUGUGUCCUACUUCCCGAUUGAUGAGAUUCCUCAGGAAGAUACUAGUGCCAUCCAUCGUGCUCAGGCUCGUGCCAUGCCCGACUCGCAAGAGGCGGAGAUGAGUCUGCCUUUCAUUGGUUACACCUACAAGGCUUUCAAUGCCUUCCAGAGUAGCUAG